GCGCGGAGAUGCCGCAGGGCCCGGGGGAGGCGGCGGCGCCGGGGCGCGGGACGCUGCGCUCCGCCAACAGCCGCGAGCUGGCGCAGGUGAUCUUCCGCAACUGGAGCCCGCGCCCGGUGCUGCCGGUGUGGCUGGACUUCGAGGGCAGGCCGCAGAGCUACCCCGUGCUGCAGCCCGGCACCGGCCGCCGCAUGCACAGCUUCGUGGGGCAUCUUUGGCUAUUCAGAGAUGCGGGGACAGAUGACAGACUUCUUGUCAACAAGAUGGAGCUGUUUGAGCCUACUCGCAAUGUGGAUGGGAACUACAUAUUGGCAGACAUCACACUACCUGUGUUCACCCUGAAAGAGAGAUGCCUUCAGGUUGUUCGCAGUCUGGUAAAACCAGUGGACUAUAGGAGAUUGGACAUUGUUCAGUCUUUAUAUGAAGAGUUGGAAGAUCAUCCCAAUGUUAGGAAGGAUAUCAUUCGGCUGUCUCUGGAAAGAAGUGAAAUGCUAAGGAAUGGAGCUCCUGAAUAAAAUUGAACAUCAUUCAUUCCAAACUCUUGAACAG
Molecule: messenger RNA, 549 nt
Organism: Gavialis gangeticus (Gharial)
Lineage: Eukaryota; Metazoa; Chordata; Crocodylia; Gavialidae
Gene: VHL
Product: von Hippel-Lindau tumor suppressor
Exons: 3
Coding region: 9-515 (168 amino acids)
Source: RefSeq, a predicted model, not a curated record